Messenger RNA from Oreochromis niloticus (Nile tilapia), 5783 nucleotides. It is a transcript of the gene spata2, whose product is annotated as spermatogenesis associated 2. Gene Ontology annotation, biological process: protein linear deubiquitination; protein K63-linked deubiquitination; regulation of tumor necrosis factor-mediated signaling pathway. The transcript has 3 exons. Gene Ontology annotation, cellular component: cytoplasm. The record is from RefSeq and is a predicted model, not a curated record. The coding region runs from base 780 to 2486 and encodes 568 amino acids. Lineage: Eukaryota; Metazoa; Chordata; Actinopteri; Cichliformes; Cichlidae.
ACUGGCGAAUAAUGUCUGUGUAGCGAUGGAACGCCCUGCUAACCAAAAGCAAUUGUUAGCUAGCCAGCUACGCUGAAAUGGGCGUUCACUGUUUAGCUUCUACUCAGUAGGGAGGCCAUAGCAGUGGCAGCAUCGGGUUUGAGAGUCAUGAAGAAUUAAUGUAUACGUUCUAGGAGUAUUACUUUAUAUUGCCAUUGGUCACGGUGGACUAAAUUUGUUGUAGUAGAUACGCAGUUGUAAAGCAUGCGUCUGGCUAAGGCUCAUUGGUUGCUAGCUCGUUGAGCGGAUGUUCGCAGAGAUUUUCAGCUUGGACAUGGCUGAUAACAACCCCAAGAUCAUGAAUCUGUCUUCUUGAUGAGUGACCUUGAACUCUACCAAUGCUAAAACCAAGCAAUGGAAUAGAUGCAAGUCUGUGUGCCAAGGAAAACCUCCCCCCUGACGUUAUCUUGCAUGACAGAGGCCUGUUUUUCUGGAAACAAGUCAGGCUUUGAGCCAAAGCCAGAGAUGCUCAUACCAAGGCAUCCUUAUGGGCUACAGCCUUGCUACACCAACUGAAAGCACUAGAAAACUGCAUCUCUUGCUUAGAGGAUGUGCUACUGAGUGGAUGCAAAGAUUGACUCCUCUGUCAUCUCUCCACGACAUUAACAUUUAGUGUAUACGGUUUAAAGAAUGGUAACCAAAAAUGGUGUCUGAAUGUGGCAUUUUGUGGUUGGGCAUGCUAAAAGGUGUGAGGCUCUCUCAGAAAAUUAUAACAGCUGACUAAUAGUCUGCUGCUAAUAAUGGAUGCCAAGUUAAAAGAGGACCUGUUCCGGAGGUAUGUGACAGCACUGGAGAAGCGCCUGGAGGAAGGAGGGGAUAACAGGGGGACUGGAAGUACGCAAGAAGGGGAAAGAAGCAGACACAAGGACAGUGAGGCCCUACUUUCCACAGCCACAGCUCUGCUAGGAGCCUAUCAGCCAGAUCCGGCACAGCGAUUUCGCAUGGUGCGUUUCUAUGAGGUAGUGGAGAACUCCCUCCGCUCCCAGAGAGGAGUCAACCUGAAGGGCCUCGAGAGAGCCUUCCAUACCCUGGAAACCAUCUGCACCAACCUCCUGCUCUUCCCUUGGAAGAAGGAAUUCAGAUGUAUAAAGACCUUCACUGGCCCAUAUGUGUACCAUCUGCAGUCUGCCAUUUCUGAUGCUGAACUCCGAACUUUAAUGCGCACCAUUGGCUACACCUGUGACCAUGAUUCGCAGUUCCAUUUGCAGGAGCAUCCAGGAGGUGCAAAUCAUCUGCGGCAAUUGGCAUUUGAACUCUUCCUGGCCCAGGCAGAGUGUCGUCUUCUGGGAGAGGUAGUGGCUCUGGCCCGUGGUUCAGCGUCAGAACUGGAGGCCCUGGAGCUCCGCAGAGGUUGCAGAGAUGAUGCAGCUGGCUGUGCUGAAGCGCUCCGCAGACGUGACAGCCUUGGGGCAGAUAUGGCUCGGCUGUCCGUGCGGCCAUUGGAUAUAGAAAAGCCUCAUGCCCACCACCUUAGGCGAGGUAGCCGACCAUCUAAGUCUGUGGAUGUUACAGAUGGGGCUGGUCACUGGCAUGCAGCGGUUAGCAAGCCUGUCUUGAAGGCUUCAUUGAGUCUGAGGAAAGAGCCUCUAUUUGUGGAUGCAGAGGAGGAUAUGAAGGAUGAGAUCAUCAGGCCCAGCACCUCAAUAUCUCUUUCCUCUGUGGCUGCUCCACCUUCCUAUAGCCCUGUUGCAGAUUUCUUCCCAAUUCAGUCACCUCCCCCAGCGGAUCCCUACACAUCCUACCAUCCAUCCUCUUUAGAUGAGAUUGACUUGUACACAGAGAGGGGUGGGGCUGGCACAGGAGGGAGGCAGACCCCGUCUCGACCUCUAUCCAGAGAGCCUCGAGAUGGAAGGGAUGGGUGGCUGCACAAAGGUCAUGGUAGUGUGAAGUGCCAGGGUUGCGGGCUGGGCUGCACCACAAUGGCCUCCUGCCAGAGGUGUGACAUGAUCCUCUGUUCUGCCUGUCAUGAUGUGGACCCCUCCCCUUGCUGUGGCCUCCAGGACUACCAUCCAAAAUCUCCACGACCCCUUGAUGGAUACAUUCCUGUCAAGGAAAAGCUCUCUGUCUACUCUAAUACUCAUACUCACUCCCAUCUCCAUCCACACCCCCUCACAUUGACCCACUCACAUUCUCAUCCCCACCCUCACCCUCAGAUGGUGGAGAAGCCCCUCAUGUCCACUAAGCUGUUUCCCAGCAAGUCUGUUGCCUUGACAACACCAAAGGGAGGCAGCAGUGAGCGAAUAAGCAUGGGGGGAUCGCGAUGCGGGUUUUGCAACAAGCCAGGUGCAUCACACACCUGUGUGAACUGUUCGAAAGUGUCAUGUGACUCGUGCAUGGGCUUGUAUGCAAAAGAUAUGUGCACGCGAAAGAAUCCUCAGCACAACUUUGUGCCCAACCAUCAGCUCAACUUCAAAUCUGGCACCAUAUCUCACCUGGUGUACCGAUGAAUCAGGCAGACAGAAUAUAUAUAUUUUUUUCCCUUCCACUCCCCUCCUUUAACCUGCAACAUAGUCUUGCACGAUUGCUUUAGCUUUCUUUCUUUCUUUCUUUCUUUCUUUCUUUCUUUCUUUCUUUCUUUCGAUUUAAGUCAUUCAUGUUCUUCAUCUUAGUCCAGUGCUCUAUUUAUUCUUUUGGUCUUAAAUUUUUUUUUUUUUUUUGAUGUUGUUGUUUUUUUUUUCUAACCCUCUUAAACUUUGUACAUUACAUUUUCUCUUACUGUUGUAGGGCCAUUGAAUGCACAUGCCACAGAGAGCCAUAUCGUCUGCCCAUCUCUCUGCCUUGUACAAGUUCAGGCCUUUUAUCUAUUUCUUCUUCCUUUUACCUUGCUACCUGCUCUUGAGUAGUCAUGUGAUGUUGUAGCGCUUCCCAAAUCCCUCAAAUCUUGUCCUCAUCAAAAAGGGAAACUGGAGAAAGUUUAAUUCCUUCUCAUUUUGAAUGAAUUCCGUCCAAAUGAACAUAAUCUACUUUGCCUAAUUUCUCAGCUAAAAAAAUCUUCUAAUAUAUAUAAAUAUAAAUAUAUAUAUAAAUAUACAGUAUAUAUAUAUGUGUGUGUGUGACUGAAUGAGUGAACGUGUAUGCGUGAGUGAGUGUAGAAAAGACCUCUGAGCUUGCAUUGUGAUAAAGGGGUCUUUUUAACUUGAAAAAAAUAUAGGAAAAAAGAGAAAACAUACACUGGAAGUCAAUAAGUCAAUAGUAUAUAUUUUUAAUCUCUAUUCUCUAGAACAACGUGAGACUGUUAAAUGGGCAUGAGGCCUGGCAUUAGGAAUUUUGGGGUAUAAACUUAUAUAUGUGGGUAUGGGGUGGGGGAUAUCUCAAGGGGACACACUGAGACAACGGUCGAAUGCCAUAGAUUCUAUUUAAAAGAUUAUGCCUUGUAAAUUAAUCCUCAAUUGUUUCUGGUUGUAGGACUGAGGUUAAAUGCUGCUGUUGACUUGAGACAUUGAAGACAAGUGGCGUUGAUUUCUUUCUGGUAGUUGUGUCAGUUCCAAGCCCCCCACUCCUUUUCAUUACACUUCUCAAGCCUUCAUGGAUCAUGAUGUUGUAGAUCAGUGGUUCCCUGUUAGUCUUGGGUGGGAUCACAGGAAGUCUCACUGGGCCAGAAAUCUAUGGAUUAUGGUUCAAUUGGACAGUUUGUCAGACUAUUGGUAGGUUUUAGGCAGUAUGAAAGUACAUACUCUAACAUGGUUUCUGUCUACCUCAAAUGGCUUCAGCUUAUACACCCAGUAUGAUAUUGUGGUUUUAAACUAGCCCUAAAAUCUAAAGAUUGUUUGGUUUUUUUUGUUUAUUACAUCUUUCAUUUUUAAUUUAUGUUUAAGCAAACUAGAAAGCACCACCCUCUUACAAUCAGCUGAGCCUGUCAAGUGGUAGAGGCCAGCAAAGACAUCAAAAAUGUUACACAUGCAAACUUUAAUGCGGUUCAGUACUAUCACGAGUACAUAGCAGUUAAACACUUAUUUGCAGUUUUGCUGAUUAACUAUUUACCACAUUGCUUUUUGCACUAUAUUUCACAGAGCUUUCUGCACAGCACAGUGACUGCAGGCUGGAGUUUUUGACUUAUUCCUUGCUAGUUAGUUUUGACAACACAUUUUUAAACACUAAAUCUGCAUCUGUUUGAUGUGUGUGGGGCAGAAUGGGAGGUAGUUAUGCUAAUAAAUUAAAGUAAUGAAUUAAACUGCAUAUUUUAAGGGGUAGAUAAACUCUGCUUACAUUUGAAACUGAAGACCAUACAUUUAGUGUUUACCUUUAGUAAUUAGACUUUCAUUUUCAUUGUAAGAGGAGGAAUAUUUUAUAUUACAGUUGAUCGUCACCAAGGGCUAAUUUUAAAUCACAUUGCAUUAAACAAAAAAGUCUGAGUCUGGGUUAUUUUGACAGACUGCUUAGGCUUUUGUAGCCUUUAUUUUCUGUCAGGAGUAACCUCUAAAUGCCUUAAACUCAUUCAGCUGUCUUAUCCUAGUGUAUUUAAGCUUUUGAUGUUGUUGUUCUCACCCUGUUUGUCUUUAACCAGCCUGUAGGUUUAACAUUAACAUGUGGUUAACAGGCUAGAAAAUGAAGUUCACUUCUCUGAUGGUGAAGUGAAGAAUUCAGAGUGAAUUGAAAUUACACCUAAGAGUAUGGAGUAUGUGUUGAAUACAGAACAUACCUACCAUGUAUAUUAACAUAAAUAUGCAGCAAUGAACACAUUGUACAUCUGUAAACAUUGUAGAUGUUUUGCUUGGAAACAGGUUUGGUAUAUAUUUUGUUUGCGUAGAGAUAUUACCAUAACACAUUGGUUUCAGGAAGUGACAUCCGAUUUCAUUCUUUUCAUUCCUUCCCUUCAAACCUGAAAAUUGUCUUGUGUCUUUAUCAUGUUAAAGAAGGGAUCUUUUGAUACCAAUUAGAUGUAGUUUUAGCGGUUCUUUGAAAGAUGUUCUUGUGCUAAUUUGGGUAUCAAAAAAAAAAGUCUUGAGUGCCCUUAUGGGAGGUGUGCAAUUUUUCUGUUUCCAUCAAAGAAGACUUUCUAGAUAUUUAUCAUAGCUAUAUUUCAGUUACUCAAUUCAAAUCAUACCAGCAACAAAGACAACUUUCAGAUGUAUUGAGCCAUGUUGAGUGAUCAUAUUGCCAAAUGAAGAACAAAUAACUUACCGGAGGAGAAAACAAAAUUAUGUGGCUUGCCUGGAUGUACAGUUAAUGUAACAUAAAUCUGUGAUUUUACUAAAGUUUAGCUUCGUGUCUGUAGAUGUUGGCCUUUUUAAGAAGCCUAGAGAGAAAACCCCCAUCAACAUAGAUACCUACUCACACUCCAUCGGAUGUGUCACUUGAAACAGUGGGCUGAUAACUUGUGUAGGUCACUACAAAGGGCUAAACAGUCUGCAGGGCUGCUGCUAAGUUUGUGGGCACUGUUUUAAUGUUUUAAUGAGAAACUGACAGAUCAAUAUCUAAUGUGGGGCUUACAUUGAUCAGUUGUUAUGAAUUACUGAUGUUGGGAAAACAAAUGUCAUGGAACACUGAGCCAUUUUAACAUGAUUGGUUUAUCCCACACUUGAAACACUCAAGUCAUUGUGGAAGUGAAUGCUCCCCUUUACCUCUGUGUGGUUAUCUUACUGAUAUUAGCAGUCUUGGUGUAGUUAGGCAGCCUCUACCCAUUUCCCUAACCUUCCUCUUGGCAUGCUCUGUACAAGGCCCAUACCCAUACGCCCACCCCACCCCACCCCACCCCACCUACCUUGGCACUGAGGAUCAUCGCACAAUGUAUUUGAAGGGGUAUG